Messenger RNA from Colletotrichum graminicola M1.001, 3252 nucleotides. RefSeq names its product glycoside hydrolase family 2. The transcript is spliced from 4 exons. The coding region runs from base 1 to 3252 and encodes 1083 amino acids. The record is from RefSeq and is a predicted model, not a curated record. Lineage: Eukaryota; Fungi; Ascomycota; Sordariomycetes; Glomerellales; Glomerellaceae.
AUGGACUCAUCUUUUGUUGCCAUUGAGAAAGAGUGUCCUGUAAAGCCAGGCGCAGGCAAUGGACAGAGCUCGGGGGGCCCGCUUACGUACCCCAAGGCCAGCGAGCCCUUCAAUGCAAACCUCUUCAAAAGCCCAACAUCGGAGUACCGAGGAUGUCCGCUGUGGUCAUGCAAUCCGAAGCUGGAGAAGAACAGGCUACUCCGGCAAAUCGAUCAUCUCAAGGAUAUGGGAAUGGGCGGGUUCCACAUGCAUGUCCGACCCGGAUUGGAUACCGGGCCCAUGGGUACGGAGUUCGUGGAUCGUGUCCAGGAUUGCAUGGAGUAUGCGCAGAGCAAGGGCAUGCUCGCUCGCUUCUAUGACGAUGACCGCUGGCCCUCGGGAGUUGCUUGCGACAGGCUUGUGAACCAGCAUCGCGAGCACAAGACUAAACGCAUUUUGUUCACGCCGCACCCGCGUGGAGAAUUUGGAGGUGAUUGCGCGCCCAGCUCUGCACAAGCACGUCGAAGUGAACCGGGUUAUCUGCUUGCUCGAUUCGCUAUCACCCUAGAUGAGAAUGGCCGUCUGCAGUCCAGCAGGAGGCUGCAGGAAGGUGAAGACGCGGAGCGCGGCGGACGAGUGUGGUAUGCAUACGUUGAGAACAACGCUCCGUCGUCUUGGUUUAACGGGCAGACCCCCAUCGACACAAUGAGCAUCGAGGCUAUGACGCGAUUCCUGGAAAGUACUCAUGAGAUCUGCAAGAAAAAGACAGGCGACGAGUUCGGGACGACGGCGCCUUGCAUUUCUACUGAUGAGCCUCAAGUCACGAUCAAGACUCAGCUCUCGAGUCCGGAUGGCGUCGAAGACGUCUUUCUGCCGUGGGGUGCAGAUCUUCCCAAUAUGUUCCGGGAUACCUACGGCUAUGAUGUCGAUAUCAUCAGCAGUAUCCCGGAAUUAUGUUGGGACCUUCCGGGAGAUACGCCCAGCGAGGCUCGAUACGAUUUCUACGAACAUGUCAGUGAAAUGUUAGUCAUGUCCUUUCUGGACCUCCCCGUAAGCUGGUGUUGGAGGAAUAAGGCCAUGCUCAACGGAAACAUGAUGAAACAGUCAAGUCUGCACUCUCAGACCACCGCUCAUGGAGAAGCAAUGGUGUAUUAUCAAAAACAGACAUCACCCGGCGUGUCUCUCCUGAACGACUGGGUUGACUAUAAUGCAGCCAAGCAGUGUACUAGUGUGGCCCGUCAAAAUGGUAUACGCGGCGCUAUGGGUGAGAUUUACGGAUACGCACACUCGUACUUUACCUUCGAAGGCCACAAACGAUAUGGCGACUGGCAGGCUGCUCUAGGCAUCACGUUCCGUGUCCCGCACCUCGGUUGGGUCAGCAUGGCUGACGAGGGAAAGCGUGGCUACCCCGCGAGCUUCGGCUAUCGAAGCCCAUGUCACAAGGAGUACAGCUACAUCGAAGACCACUUUGCCCGUGUUGGGGUGGCCUUGACUCGCGGAAAAGCUGUUACGCGUGUCGGUGUGGUCCAUCCCAUCCACAGCUUUUGGCUCUGCUUUAGUCCGAAUAACAACGGCCACGACGAGACCCUUCGUCGCGAAAACAAGUUUGCGGAGCUCACAGAUUGGCUGCUUCAUGGACUGGUGGACUUUGACUUCAUCGCCGAGAAUCUUUUGUCUGGCCAGAUUGGCAAAAAAAUCUCAACGCCUCUCAAGGUAGGACACUGCGAGUACGACUUCAUCAUCUUACCGAAUCUUCGGACUAUCUGUUCAUAUGCCCUUUCAGUCAUCCAGGAGUUUGCAGCAGCAGGGGGCAAGGUCAUCAUUGCUGGUGAAGGACCAGUGCUAUAUGAUGGCCAAGUCACGCCGCCUGAUGUCGACAUAAACAUCAAACCAAGCACCAGGGUUUCCUGGAGUAAAAGCGACAUCCUCUCAGCCGUCUCUGAGAGUCGCGAUCUGCAAGUUAACUUGAAGGGAGGACAGCCGACGGAGACUCUUCUGUAUCAGAUGCGCCAGGAUGGCGAUGAAAUGUUUCUCUUCAUCUGCAAUACGGACCGAAACAACCCAUACGAUACAUUGGUAAACAUCAAGGGCGACUGGGAUGUUAUGAUUCUGGACACCUUCACAGGUGAAACACACCGCCAAAGGUCCAAAUACAGCAGCGGAUGGACAAUUUUUGAGCACCGGUUUGAGGGCUGCGCAAGCUUGUUGCUCAGACUUUACCCCGCCCCGGCCGAGGAUCUAUCUUUCGUUGAAAUUUCGGAAGAAGUAGCCCCAAAGCCGCCUAAACAGCAGACCGUUGAGCUCAAACUAGACGAGGUCAUUCUUUCUGAACCAAACGUCCUGAUGCUUGAUUAUGCGCUAUACAGGAUCGACGAUGGCCCGUGGGAGGAUGCUACGCGUCAAGAAGUCUCGAAAAUUGAUGACGAGAUCCGAGCUCGCCUCCGUCUUCCUCCGAACGGCUCAGCAUGGAAGCAGCCAUGUGGUGUACCAUCAUCAGAACGAGUUUCAAGGGUAUACAUUGAUCUAUGCUUCGAGUUCGAGUCACAGACCAUCGUCAAAACGCCCUCGUUUCUCGCCAUGGGUAACCCGGAGAAUGCAAGGAUCACCAUCAACGGUCACAAGCUGCUUGUUGACGAGAGGAGCUCGUCCUGGUGGGCGGACGAAGAUAUCAGAACGGUCCCGCUGCCAAAGGGGACGAUCCGGAAGGGCAAGAAUGUCAUUGAACUCAGUAUGCCGUUUGGCAUCUUGACGAAUUUGGAAAGGAUUUACCUUCUUGGCAGCUUCAGCGUCGAGCUGAAGAACAAUUUGCCAAUCCUCUGCGAACGACGCCAGAGCCUAGGCUGGGGUGAUAUCGUAGCGCAAGGACACCCGUUUUAUGCCGGGAACAUCACUUACCAUUGCAGUUUUGUGACAAAAUCCCGAUCGAACGUCACGCUAUCGGUUCCGCAGUUCGCCACGCCAGUUGUAAAAGUUGAAUGGGGAAAGAAGAGCGGACACAUCGCCCUGCAGCCGAGAACCCUAGCCCUCGGAGAGUUUGAAGCUGGAAAACACGGCAUCACCAUUAUCGCUUUUGGAUACCGAUAUAAUUCGUUUGGGGACGUCCACCUGAAAGGCUGUGUCUCCGGUUGCAGGCCUGAUAUGUGGAGAACUGGAGCCUGGGCAUGGAGUGAUCAAUAUCAAUUGAAACCUACUGGAAUCCUGCAAAAGCCUUCUACUCUUGUAGAUUUGGAGGCUGAGGAGGAAAGUGACGACUGGAUUGUUUUAGGGAAGUGA